Messenger RNA from Phycodurus eques (leafy seadragon), 4886 nucleotides. It is a transcript of the gene arid4a, whose product is annotated as AT-rich interactive domain 4A. NCBI's taxonomy places the organism in Eukaryota, Metazoa, Chordata, Actinopteri, Syngnathiformes, Syngnathidae. Gene Ontology annotation, molecular function: transcription cis-regulatory region binding. Gene Ontology annotation, biological process: regulation of transcription by RNA polymerase II. The record is from RefSeq and is a predicted model, not a curated record. The transcript is spliced from 24 exons. Gene Ontology annotation, cellular component: nucleus. The coding region runs from base 154 to 4101 and encodes 1315 amino acids.
AUGGGCUGACGGGAAACACAGCUCGGGACUCAACAGCUUGUUGUUCGCGCAUCGCGUCGCAAGCCCGGGCGAGAAGGAAGCAAGACGCCUCGUCGAAUCAACCCACGAAGCUCUCGAGCUGGAUUUACUCAAAUAAGGAAGGAAGGAAGGAAGAUGAAGGCAGCCGACGAGCCUGCCUACCUGACCGUGGGCACCGACGUGAGCGCCAAGUACCGAGGGGCCUUCUGCGAGGCCAAGAUCAAGAUUGUCAAGAGGCUGGUGAAGGUCAAAGUGACUCUGAAAGGUGACAGCACCAGCCAGGUGGUCCACGAUGACCAGGUCAAAGGCGCCCUCAGGGUGGGCUCCACGGUGGAGGUGAAGACGAGCGAGGGUGUGUGCGGCGAGGCCGUCAUCGGCAAGCUGACGGACGCCAGCCUCUACACCGUCGUUUUCGACGACGGAGACGAGAAGACGCUGCGGCGGUCUUCUUUGUGUCUGAAAGGCGAGCGACACUUUGCGGAGAGCGAGACGCUGGACCAGCUCCCCCUGACCAACCCGGAACACUUUGGCACUCCGGUCAUCGGAAAGAAGUCCAACCGCGGACGUCGGUCCUCGCAGGCUGUGGCGGACGAGGAGAACGAGUCGUCGUCCAGCGAAGACGACGAGGACGAGCGCGGGAGGCUGAACGACGAGCUUCUGGGGAAAGUCUGCAGCAUCAAGAAGGAAGACCAGCCUUCGUCCUGGUUCCUGGCGCUGGUGGUGUCUCCCAGCUGCAAUGACGAGUUGGUGGUGAAGAAGGAUCAAUGUCUGGUCAGGUCCUUCAGCGACUCCAAGUUCUGCACGGUGGCCCGGAGGAACGUGCACCCCCUCAACUCCAUCAGCAUCAACAAGUCGGAGCUCUCCAACACGCGCGGCUUUGAAGCAGCUCAGAGAUUCGCCAGGCGCAGGGAGGUCCCAGAGGCGUGGAAGAUGGACAUGAGUCAAAUCUUGGACUCGUCCUCCAGCGACGAAGAGGUCGACGACGAGGAGGAGGAGGAGGAGGAGAAAGCGAGCGAAGACGACGACGUGGACGAGGAGGAGAAGAGGAAGAAGCUCAUUAAAGAGGAGCCGGAGGAGGAGCCGGACCCGGAGGAGCGAGAUCAUUUCCUGCAGCAGCUCUACAAGUUCAUGGAGGACCGAGGGACGCCCAUCAACAAGCCUCCGGUCUUGGGCUACAAGGACUUGAACCUGUUCAAGCUCUUCCGUCUGGUCUUCCAACAUGGCGGCUGCCGCAAGAUUGAGAGCGGCACAGUGUGGAAGCAGAUCUACAUGGAUUUGGGCAUCCCCAUCCUCAACUCGGCAGCCUCGUACAACGUGAAGACCGCGUACAAGAAGUACCUGUUCGGCUUCGAGGAGUACUGCCGCUCCGCCUGCAUCACCUUCAGGACCGUCCACCACAACAACCCGCGCGCCCCCAAACUGCACACCAUUCCCAGGAGCACCGGGCCCGAGUUCGCCUCGGCCGCGCUGAAGGGGGAGGCCGAGGGCGCCGCCGCCUCUGCCGAGUCCGAGAGCGAAAGCGACAAGGACGAGCUGAAGGACAGACAGGCGUCGCCCAGGGGGAGGAGGCGAUGCGGCGCCGCGGCGGCCAAGACGGAAGCGCCCAACAAGGGAGGAGACGACAACGGCGACGCGCGACGGAGCAGCCGCCGGCGCCCGGACGGCUCCGACAGGGGCUCUGAGGAAGACGAAGACGACGAAGAGGAGGAGGAGGAGGAGGAUGAUGAGUUUGAAGAGCGGGAGAGGCGACUCGGAGCCAGGAGCGAGGACGAGGAGGAGGAGGAGGAGGAGGAGGAGGAGGAGGAUAGCGACGCCGUGACGGGGACGAAGGUCAGGGUGAAGUACGGCCGAGGAAAGACGCAAAAGAUCUACGAGGCUCACAUCAAGAAGACGGACACCGACAACGGAGAACCCUUCUACCUGGUGCACUACUACGGCUGGAACGUCAGGUACGACGAAUGGGUGAAGGCCGACCGCAUCAUCUGGCCGGCCGACAAAGGAACCAGGAAGAGAACCAGGAAGAAGGUGAAGAACAAAGAGGAGGCCGACAAAGAGGAGGACAAGGUCCGGGCGCCGCCGACGCCGCCGAAGCCCGCGGGGGCCAAGCGAGGGCGCCCCCAGAUCCGGACGCCGCCCGGGCGUAAGACGCCCGGCGGCGAGGGGCGGUCCAACGGCAAGAGCGUCCGCACGGAGACGCCGCCCGACAUGGCCAACGGCGACAACUCGUCACGCAUCAGGAGGACCAGGAGGACGUCCGGGAUGUACGACUCGGACCGCGCCUCAAACGAGGAUUCCGGGAACUCGACAGUUGACAGCGAGUCAGAAGAGCCGCCCGACAAGAAGCUGUCGCCGUGGCGAGGGAGGCCCGAGAAGGAGGAAGAGGAGAGCUCGUCCGAGGCGAAGGAGGGGGAGCCCGGCGAGCCGAUCGUCACGGCGACCGGUCGGCGACCCGAGGACACCGCCCGGGUCGCCGAUCCCUCCGAAGAGACGGAGGACCCGGCUCCCGAAACGGAGGACGAGGUCGGAGGUGAACGGGAAGUCGUCGCUAAGACGGAGAAAGUGUCCCCGCCCUCUUCCCCGGGCGUGGCGUCCCCUCAGCCCGACGAGCCGCAGGAGGCGCCCCCUGCCCCGUCAGUAGACCCCAAGACUCCGCCUUUGUCGCCACCCGCAGUCAAAGUUCACAACUGCGAAACGCCGCCUAAAAUCUCCAGUCCGCCCACCGCCCUGAGUCCUGAACCUCCGCCUACCCCUCCUGCUCAAAGUGUCCCAAAGAGAGCGGAUGAACCAAUGGUGGUCCUCCGUUGCCUCCCUCCACCGCGCCACCGCCCAGAACCCCCGGUCUCGGCCCCCGCCCCGACUCCGGCCUCUGCCGCCGCCCCCUCGGACACUGACUCCGCCAGCGAGGAGGAGGAAGAAAAACCGGAGCUGAAGCUCUCCCCUGAUAGGAAGCAGGAAGAGGAUACACCCACCUCCCCUAAGUCUUUGGCCAGUCCCACCAAAGUUGGCUCCGCCGUGUCCCCAGAGUCCCUCCCGUCGCCCCUACGCGGCGCCGAGGCGGAAAGGAAGAGCCACAGAGCGGCGAGGGCGGACGAGGUGCGAGGGCAAGUUGACGAGGAAUCGAAGGAACGUCCGAAGGAGGAGGUCGGGACGCCCCCCCGGGCCCAGGAGGCUCUGGGCCCGGCCCCCGGCGAGGAGCCGCAAAUGGGUGCCGAGGCGUUGCUCUGCCACGAAGUUGACCUGGACGACCCCGACGACAAGGACAAGCCCGCCCCUUCCACGGAGCCACUCCUCCUCAUCGUCAGGGAGCGCCCGCCCCGACCCCCGUCGCCCCGCCGUCCCCUCCUCCCCGUCCUUCCCGACGCCGUCUCUUGCCACGCUCCCUGUCCCGAGGAGCUCCGCUCGGCCGGCCGCGACCUCGGGAUGGAGGAGGAGGUAGUGGCGGGCGGCGGAGAUGAGGAGGAGGAGGAGGAGGAGGAGGAGGAGGACGACGACGACGACGCCCGUUCCCGUCCGGACGUCGACGCGUCGCAGGAGGCCCGAGGUCAGAAGCGCCUGGCGGAGUGCCACACGAGCCCCUCCUCCAAGAAACACAAACGAAACCACAAGCGAGCCGGCGGGACUCCUAAGAACGGCACAGGUCACAGCAGCGACAGCGAGGACCAGACGCGUCUGUCGUCUUCGUCCAAGUCCAACAAGUCUCGCUGUCCUGCCGCCACGUCGCCGCAAGCCAAAGAAAAACACGGCGCCGCCUACAAGUGGACCUUCCAACUCGACGCUCUGGACAGCAUGUCGAGUAGCGAGAGGAUCUCCUUCCUGCAGGACAAGCUGCAGGAGAUCCGGAAGUACUACAUGAGCCUCAAGUCGGAGGUGGCGUCCAUCGACAGGCGCAGGAAGCGCCUAAAAAAGAAGGAGCGCGAAGGUAAGACACUCCCGCCGCGCGUGGGAGCGCCCGCUAAGUGCGUCGUGUCCUUCCCGUCAGCGUCCAACACCGCGGCGUCCACCUCGUCGGGUUCUUCGGACACGGCCAUGAGCCCGUCCUCGGCCUCGCCCGCUCAGAGCGCCGUGGCCGUGGAGUGCAGGUGAUGGCGCGCGCGACCCCCGACCCCUCGCGGGCCGACUGACGCUCGGAUGCGGCGGGGACGCGGCGCUCCGCAGAAAAAGACUGACUUCCUGUUUGACACUUCAGAGCACUUCGGCUUUUUUUUAAAUUUUUAUUUUACUUCCUCUGUCGUUCAUUUUUCUUUCCUGCUGGCCUGCACAUCCCUCCUUUUUACUUCCUGUCUUUCUUGCCGCCCUUUUCCUCUUCAUUUCUUUUCUCCCCGUUUGUCUUUCCUCACUUCAGUCCUUUUUACUUCCUGUUCAUGUUUGCUCACCCGGGUUCGUCUGAACUCUUCUUGGGGGUGCAAAGUUCAGCUACAGGGUCAGGGGGAGGAGUCAAAGCAGCUGCUUAUGCAAAUGAGUUCUUUGACAGAAAUAUUUGAAGUAAAAAAAAAUAUUUUUUUUUUUUUACUUUUCUAUGACAUGAAAGCUAUUUUGGUAAGAAAAAAAAGUUGAAUAAAUAAAGGUUUUGUUUUGUGUUGCAUUGCAGUGAGGAAAUGUAUUUAAAAAAAAAAAAAAAAAAAGAGGACUUUGGAAGUUUUCUUUCCAACAGGGCACAACACAUUUCUUCCUCAAGUCAACGUGAUGUCUUCAGACAUUUUGUGGCCCGCUUGCUUCUUCCCGUUUUGCUCGUGUACUUUUGUGUAAAUAAGAUGUGGGUGAAAAUGUAAAGAAUGAUUUAUAAUAUUUUUAAGAGAAGACUUUGUACGCUUCUGUCAGCUGCCAAGGAAACGCAAGCACCGGUUUCCAAUAAAGUUUUUUGAUAUUAA